This is a messenger RNA of Mucor velutinosus, 1536 nucleotides long. RefSeq lists its product as uncharacterized. The record is from RefSeq and is a predicted model, not a curated record. Bases 1 to 1536 code for a protein of 511 amino acids. The transcript is spliced from 2 exons. NCBI's taxonomy places the organism in Eukaryota, Fungi, Mucoromycota, Mucoromycetes, Mucorales, Mucoraceae.
AUGAGGCUACCCUCUGAUAUCCCUGCAGAUUAUAUAAUUCCACAAGCUAUAAGGGAAAAGCUCAACCUGCCCAGCUAUAUCCUCACUGCCCCUAUUAAAGAUCUAGCUCAAGUCGAAAGCCACGUAAAUAGUAUUCCUUCGCGUUUGAUCAUGGAAAAGCAAGCUCUUCACGUUUAUAACGAUAUCAAAACCGCUAUCUUCAAUCUUUGUGAUUUGGAUGAAAUUCCAUUCGUGUUGCCACACAACAUCAAAUCGUACUUCAAAAAACUUCAAGGCGAUUUUGUCUUGGAAAAAACUAAAAAGAAGUUUAUUAAGAUCUACGAAACUGCAUUAAGAGAGCUACAUGAGCGUUUAGCUGUAGAGGAAUUGAAGAAAAGAAAUUACAAGGAAGCACAGUUGGAAUCCACUUCAGAGAAUGCUACUAGCGAAAAUGACAGAGGCUCGGAAACUGCUUCUUUAUCAACCAUGACGUCUUCAGGCAGUCGAUUGUAUGUAAAGAAAAACCGAAAACAGUUCACAAUUCCUGUUCCAAGCGUUUAUUCAACAGCACCCCAUAAACCAAAAUUGCAGAGAGGAGAUUUCGUGAAGCUGAGUGAAAUAUGCUCAAUCGCUAUGGACUUCACGUUUGGGGAGAAGGCGAUGGUUGAUCAGCAUGAUUUGCAGAGCUAUGCCACUUCACGAGAAGAACAAGAGGCACGUUACUCUCUGCAGCAAUUUGGCGGUAUGGAGGAAUACAUCAAAGAGCUAUUGUCAGCCAACAUCGCCGUUUUGCCCGCAAUCGCCUGGAAGCAUGCAAUACAUAGAAGCUCAGAUGGUUUAGCUCAUCAAUUUGCAAGAGUGAUUGCUUUGACCCUGACAGACUUCACUUCAAAUUGCCGGCAAGCUCCAAGCCAGAUUGGAGAGCACGAGAGAACGGCCUUUGUAAAGUACGUGGUCCCUACAUUCAAAUACCUCAGCCAAGAAACUGGCUAUACUGUCAUGUCUUGGUGCGAAAAAAAAGUAGAGACGCAAAUGUUGUCCAGUUUACAAGCAAACAACUAUUCGACUUCUGCAUGUGAUACCAAGUAUGCUGAUGGUCUUGGUGUCAACAGCUUGACGAAUGAAGAAGAGUUGUUUAUUGAGUCAAGCAGUGGAAUCAAUAGGGAGAAUGUGGCCCACUCUUUGAAUGACACUAUCAAGCUCAUCACAGAGUGCUCUGGUGCAUUGCAACAUAUUGUACAGAAGCACCCAAACGCCUCCCUUGAUACAAUGUGUCUGAAGGAAGUUUAUGGCUUGCAAGUUGUCAAGAAGCAAGCUACGCUUACAAAGGUAGCUUUGACAAAAGUUACAAAGAAAUGGAGCGUUGUUGAGCUACGCUCAUCAGAAAUACCCGUUGACUGGGCAACCCGCUACUACUGGUUGUCCAUGUUUGAGCUCAUGGCUACGUUGGUGUUGGCGCAAAGAAAUCAAGAGAAGGUGAAUGAUAUGCUAGCCCAGGAAUCAGCGGGUAUCUUGCCCUUCAGUUCGCCAAAGGUGGCCCUCUUCUUUGAACAGUAA